AUGCCAUCAAUACCAUGCCUUGCGAAGUAUUCGGCAGUUAUAAGACAGCAGCAACAACCUCAACAAACACCCAUAACGACGAACUAUGAAUCAAGAAGUAUUGAAAAUAUUUUAAAUUCAUUUAUGAAUAAAAUUGAUGCACGAAUACAACAAAUGGAAACAACAGUGAUGACACAGCUAUGUGAUAUUGAAAUUAAAAUUGAUAAACAACAAACAAUAACGAAUACAUUAGAAGAAAUUAUUUAUGAUAUUGUAUUACCCGGGACAAAAUUAGUACAGGAUGUAGCCUUCCAAAUGACUCGUCAUGCUCCAACCAAGCAACAAUUAAGUGAUUGA
Messenger RNA from Didymodactylos carnosus, 336 nucleotides. The record is from the annotation of a GenBank genome assembly. Lineage: Eukaryota; Metazoa; Rotifera; Eurotatoria; Philodinida; Philodinidae.